GGGGGGGGGUAUGCCUAUAAUGUUUUUUUCAAGUUAUCCGUAUUCGUGGAAUGUGCGUUAUUUUAUAUAACUAGACUGAAUAUAAAUGGCGAAAAGGGUCUAUAUCAGUUCAAUAACGUGAGUUGUGUAAAAGCAACCUGUGUUUUGAGAGUGUUUCGUUUCUAUCGAAAUUUCACCAAAGUGAGAAAUGCAAAAUAUCUGCGCCGUCUGGUUGUCACGAAUGGGGUCGCGACACUUGAACGUCAUCGAUGAUCAUCGAGUCACAUGACUUUGCUUUUGGCGAAAAUGACACCUGGCGUUACAGCAUCUACUGUGUAUUUAUGUACUGUUUUUAUUGUUUUAUUCAAUGUAUAUGUCGAUAGCCAGGAUACUGAUGCACAGUUAUGUAAAAUGUGUGAAGGAACUGUACCACAAGAUAGUCCUGUCUGGGAUUUCUGCCUAACAAAAGGCCAUAUAAGAGGACGCUGCUGUUUUGGAAAUGAAACCAGCAAUGUAGAUGCCAUUAUAGGGUUGGAUUUGGCAAACUGCUCUAUCAGUCAUGUAGAGCACCUGUACAAUUCAUCCACAGCAUUCAUCAUAGAUCUCUCCAACAACCCGAUCUCCAAUCUGAGCGAUUUCAUAUUUCAAGGUUUCAGCCAUCUUACCCAUCUUUUACUACCCUCAAAACUGGAGUGUCCAGGGGGAAAUGCAUCAUGGGAGAAGGUUGAAGUGAAAAACAAUGCCAGAAUCUGCAAAGGACAGAAAAAUAUUUGCAAUCAGACGGCACAGAUGUCCUGGGAUUGCCCUGAAAACUCAUUCUGCAGCCCAUACGGACCAGGGUUCUUUGAGUGUAGUUGUCUGCAUAAUUUCUAUGGAUACAAGUGCAUGAGACAGGGGGAGUUUCCUAUAGUUAAGGUGCUUGGAAUACUAACCGGAUCAACAGUUGUGGUUUCAUCUUUACUCUGGUUCACACAAAGACGAAAGGCCAAGAACAUUUGAGUUUUAAAGAGAUCUGACUGUUGGGCUGACAGUGGAGCCACAAAAUGCAUCAAGCUUAUUGAAAAUGGUGCAGCAGACCAACCAGUUUCAUACACAGGACGGUUAACCAUCUGCUGAACAUUGCAGUUUCUUGUUUUUUAAACUUGCCGAAAGCAGGUUUGCAUGACAUACAUUUUUUUUAAUGAAUAAUUUUGUA
Molecule: messenger RNA, 1174 nt
Organism: Sinocyclocheilus rhinocerous
Lineage: Eukaryota; Metazoa; Chordata; Actinopteri; Cypriniformes; Cyprinidae
Product: all-trans retinoic acid-induced differentiation factor-like
Exons: 7
Coding region: 265-978 (237 amino acids)
Biological process (GO): positive regulation of osteoblast differentiation
Cellular component (GO): intracellular membrane-bounded organelle
Source: RefSeq, a predicted model, not a curated record